AUGAUGGUGAAGUCAAUCCAAUUGAAACGUACUGGAGCCCCAAUGAGAGUGAAGAUAAAGACGGCUUAUCUCAGAGGCCGUAAGCUUCACGGCAAAGUUGUGAAGUUGCCGGAAGGAUAUCAUGGUUCCGUGGUUGAGAAGUCAACGCCAAAGAAGCCGGACCAAAGCCAAGAGGAAAUGGUUGAGGAUCUUGAAAUUAUAGAAGACCCAGAGGACCAGCUCGAAGUAGGCGCAAUGCAAGGAAAAGCAACAUUUGAUGAAUUCGUGGUUUGGAAUCACGAGACCUUGGCCAAUUCGACUGAAGAUCCGUACUUGAGAGGUAUGGAAGAAUGGAUAUCUUUUGCAGGGCAGAUACAUUCAUAUCCUUCUGGAAAAGCCUCAGAUAACUAA
Molecule: messenger RNA, 390 nt
Organism: Daldinia childiae
Lineage: Eukaryota; Fungi; Ascomycota; Sordariomycetes; Xylariales; Hypoxylaceae
Product: putative ribonuclease h1 h2 small subunit protein
Exons: 3
Coding region: 1-390 (129 amino acids)
Biological process (GO): RNA catabolic process
Cellular component (GO): ribonuclease H2 complex
Source: RefSeq, a predicted model, not a curated record